Messenger RNA from Peronospora matthiolae, 2553 nucleotides. The record is from the annotation of a GenBank genome assembly. NCBI's taxonomy places the organism in Eukaryota, Oomycota, Peronosporomycetes, Peronosporales, Peronosporaceae.
AUGAUCGCGACCAACAUGAUCAAGGAUGUGCGAGUCCCUCUCAAGUCGGGUGGAGCAACUACAUGUCGAGGAUGUCAACAAGGGAAAAUGGUCCAAAAACCAUUUCCAAGCAACCGAGACAAGCGCAGCUACGAUACGUUUGAGCUACUUCAUCUGGACAUCUGCGGGCCCAUGGAAAAGGAUUCGCUCGGUGGCAGCAAAUAUUUGCUGCUGAUCAUCGACGAAGCCAGUGGAUGCAUGAAGGGCUUUUGUCUACGAGUGAAGUCCGAGAGUGAAGACUACAUCCGGAAAUAUAUCACCAUGGUACAGACGCAAUUCUGUAAGAAGGUCAAGUUCGUGCGACACGACGGAGCUCGCGAGUUUGCAACCAACUCGCUUCAACUGUUCUACGAAGACGAAGGCAUUGAACAGCAGACAACGGUGCCGUAUGCACAUCAAACAAACGGAACAGCAGAGCGUGCCAUUAGGACUAUUGUCACGAUCGGCCGCAGCAUGCUUCAUCAUGCCAAACUGGACAAGUGUUUCUGGGCCGAAGCAGCGAUGACGGCCAUCUACGUCAAGAAUCGACUGCCGUCACCUAAAGUCGUGCACAAGACCCCGUUUGAGAUCGUCUACAACUUGAAACCAAGCGUCAAGCACAUGCGAACAUUCGGAGAAUCGACUCAAGUGGGAUCAAAGGCUCGCGCUGGCAUAUUCGUGGGCUACGAAGAAGUUUCGAAGGCAUAUCGUGUUUAUGACAUCGAGGCGGGGCAGGUGGUUAUCAGCCGCGAUGUCAACUUCGACGAGUCCACCUUUGGACUUCAACUGCCGAUCACUGAUGAAGAUGUCGAUGACCUGGACUUCGAAUUGCUGGAUCUUGAUGACGAAGAGCUGCGUCAAAUGGAGUACAAGCAAACAGGCAAGCGCAAGAACCGACUCAAUGAUGAAGAUACAGCAGCUCCACGACCGCGUGCAGUGCGUCAACGACCAGGACUAGAAGAGUCAAGCGCGCCGGAAAACAACUCGUCACGACAAGAAGAAGACGAAGAAACGAAGGAUUCUGGUGAUUCAACACCGCCUGUGUUUUGGCGUGCGAGUGCAAAUGCCGUUGAAGCAGCAGUGGACUUAUCAGAACCCUCAACAUUUGAAGCAGCAGUAAGCGGCCCUGACCAAGUGCACUGGAGAAAAGAAAUUCAUGCAGAGCUCGAGUCAAUGCGACUUCGCGGUGUGUUUCGUGCAGCCAAGCUGCCCAACGGACAACGCGCCAUUGGCACAAAAUGGGUGUUCAAGAUCAAGCGUAAAGCGGAUGGAUCUAUCGAGAAGUACAAGGCACGACUUGUGGCCAAGGGUUUCCGCCAAAAGUAUGGCAUCGACUACACGGAGACGUUUUCGCCUGUGGUCAAGUAUGUGACGCUGCGAAUGGUGAUCGCAAUUUCCAAGCAUUUUGGAUGGCCCAUCGACCAGCUUGAUGUGGUGACAGCUUUCCUGUAUGGCGUCAUGAAGGAACAAGUGUUCUGCGUGAUUCCUGAAGGCGUCGAACUUGACAUGUCAGGCUUCGACCCAUGUCUCUACAUCAAGAUUUCGGACGGCCAUUGCGUGUUUAUACUGGUCUACGUGGACGACGCCUUGGUGACUGGAAGCUCACUCGAGCUGAUUGCACAAACCAAGAACGACCUGAAGACGCGGUUCGAAAUGACGGACAGCGGCAAGUGUGCAUUUGUUCUUGGAAUUGAGCUUUUGGACGGUGAAGAUGGCAGUGUGACACUAUGUCAGCGUCGGUAUGUCGAUGAUAUCCUCAAGCGAUUUAGCAUGAGUGAUUGCAAGGCUGUGUCAAGUCCAGUGGACAUGAGCUCUCGACUCGUUUCAAGCGAUGCAGCUACCAAGGUCGAUGCUCCUUUUCGCGAAGCUGUUGGUGCGUUGAUGCACCUGACCACUGCAACGCGUCCGGACAUUGCGUUUGCUGUGGGCUAUGUGUCGCGGUUCAUGGAAAAUCCCCAAGAAGAACACUGGGUUGCAGUUAAGCGUAUCUUUCGCUACCUACAAGGCACCAAGACGCAUGGAAUUUGCUACGAGCCAAGUGCAAGGAUCGACUUCCGUGGAUAUUCGGAUGCGGAUUGGGCUGGUGAUCUUACCGACCGCAAGUCAACAUCGGGGUACACGUUCAUGCUACUCGGUGCGCCAGUCAGUUGGGGCAGCAAGAAGCAGCCAAGUGUUUCGUUGUCCACGAGUGAAGCCGAAUACAUCGCACUCAGCUUGGCGAUUCAAGAGGGCAAGUGGAUUCAUCGUCUGCUUUGUGAGAUCGUGAUGGCUGCCAAUGAAGAAGGACCGGAACUCAUGAUCCAUGAAGACAAUCAGUCGUGUAUCAAGAUGACGAAGAACCCAGUCAACCACGGCCGUGCCAAGCACAUUGAUAUCAAGUACCAUCACAUCCGUGAUGAGGUCAAGCGCGGUGAAGUGAAGCUCAAGUACUGUGAAACUGCGGUGAUGUUAGCGGACAUCAUGACGAAGGGACUUCACGGGCCACGCCACAAGGAGAUGACGACGACUCUCGGGAUUUGUGCGUGUUCGCAUUGA